Molecule: messenger RNA, 450 nt
Organism: Mesorhabditis spiculigera
Lineage: Eukaryota; Metazoa; Nematoda; Chromadorea; Rhabditida; Rhabditidae
Source: the annotation of a GenBank genome assembly
AUGCUAAAAGGCGCUGUGUUCUGCAACUAUCCAAUUAUUACCUAUGUCGUGGGAGCUGUGGGAUUAGGCUUUUGGUCGGCUUCUUGCGUCUACUGCAUGACGUUGGCUAUCAUCCAGAAUAUCGUGGUAUCGAUUUUCGCCAUCGUCGUCUACGUCUUCAUGUGCUGGAAAGCCUCCCGAAAAUGGGGAUGGUCAACGGGGCUGUCGAAGACGCAGCGAUUGCUCUACAUCCAAGCAUUUGUCAUCUGCUCCACCCACGUAAUCGCCUCCUGGGGUUACAUGUUGCUGAACAUCAUCCCGACAUUCCCCCUCGUCCUCAUCAUGGUCGGCCAUCACGCGUGGCAGUGGAGUCAUGGCGUCCCUGGCGUCGUCUAUCUUGCCCUAAACCGCUCCAUAAAGCAACAAGUGGCCGGCUGGUUUGGCUUGCACUUGGUGGGUGAUUUUACUGAU